AUGGUGAAUCCCUCCUACAUACCCCACCUGUCCGCCAUGCGUUCAUUCCGAUCCUCGUUCCGCAUCUCAAGAGCUCUCGAGCUUCCCCACAACUAUGCGCCGCAACGAACUCUGCGCCCAUAUCACAUCCGCAACAGGCAAUUACAUUCCACUCCAUGUCGCCGGCUAGACUUACCCUCAGGCAAGAAGCCGGAGAAACCGGACCCUCUGGAAGAAUGGCGUAAUCCUCCACCGAGCAAAUGGCCGAACAGGAUACGGUUGCUAUUUGUACCCUUCAUUGCGGCUCUGAUCUAUUCCAUGUGGACGGACGACACAAUCAAAACCGAAGCACCUUCUAUCGCCGAGAAGGAUGCCCUCCUCAAGCGCGAGAAUGGCGUCUCCGAGCAGUCACCGAUGCGCCUACGAAUGGAACAGUUCAUAAAGCAACACCAGAAGGAAAUCGUGGCUGAACUGGAAAAGGUAGAUGGUACCAAGUUCAAGAUCGACACAUGGCAACGGCCAGAAGGUGGUGGUGGAAUCACCUGCAUCCUACAGGACGGCAACGUCUUCGAGAAGGGAGGCGUUAACACAUCCGUCGUAUACGGCCGCCUACCAAAAGCAGCCAUACAGAAGAUGCGCGUCAACCACAAAGCCCUUGACCCCAAUGUCGAUUCGCUCGAGUUCUUCGCCGCUGGCCUGUCCAUGGUCCUUCACCCACACAACCCCAACGCACCGACCGUACACCUCAACUACCGAUACUUCGAGACCGCCGACGAGACCGGAAACACAAACGCAUGGUGGUACGGCGGUGGCUGCGACCUCACACCCUCCUACCUUUACGACGAAGACGCUAUACACUUCCACGGCGCCAUCAAGCAAGCUUGCGAUAAGCACGAUAAGGCAUACUACCCACGAUUCAAAAAGUGGUGCGAUGAGUACUUCAGCAACAAGCACCGAGGUGAGACACGAGGUGUAGGUGGCAUCUUCUUCGACGACUUGGAUGAGACAGAGAAGGACCAGGAACAGCUCUUCUCCUUUGUCCAAGAUUGUUUGUCUGCCUUCCUGCCUUCCUAUUUGCCCAUCAUCAACAGACGGAAGGACAUGCCAUACACAGAUGAGAUGAAGCAGUGGCAGCAGAUCCGCAGAGGACGAUAUGUAGAGUUCAACCUUGUGCACGAUCGCGGGACAGCGUUUGGUUUGAACACGCCUGGUGCCCGAGUGGAGAGUAUCCUGAUGAGUCUACCGCUUACAGCGAGGUGGCAGUACAUGCACGAGCCUACAAAGGGUAGCAGGGAAGAGCGGUUGCUUGAGGUGCUCAAAAAGCCAAAGGAGUGGGUGUAG
Messenger RNA from Alternaria burnsii, 1320 nucleotides. Its product is annotated as coproporphyrinogen iii oxidase. Lineage: Eukaryota; Fungi; Ascomycota; Dothideomycetes; Pleosporales; Pleosporaceae. The record is from RefSeq and is a predicted model, not a curated record. Bases 1 to 1320 code for a protein of 439 amino acids. The transcript is spliced from 2 exons. Gene Ontology annotation, molecular function: coproporphyrinogen oxidase activity. Gene Ontology annotation, cellular component: cytoplasm; mitochondrial intermembrane space.